AUGAGCUCUCAGCGUUAUCAGCCGGUGAACGCACACGAUGACGAUAACGACUCGCCGAUAGAGCCCUCCGGCAAUGCAUAUAGCCCUACAUCUCCCCCACCCUCGUUCCGAUCUCGCGACACAUCACCAACGAGCAGGCGGCUGCUAGAUCAGGAGGACCCUAUGACGACUGAUGCGUCGAGGGAUUUAGAAGACACCUUCGGCGACGGAUCAGACGACGAAGAGGAUGACCGACAGCGCCUUAUGCGAGGCAACCCAGACACACCACAAACAACACGCACACCCACAUCUUCCUCAACCACAGAACCCAGACAGCAAGUCGAGCGCCGGAUAACAGAACUACCCGCCUUCCGGCCACCCACCACACGACCGCAGCCCAAUGCACAAGCCAACGAUGGCGUCUUCGCCAACCUCGGCGCAAAACUCGAGCGCGGCGAACAAGUUGAUGAGAAGCCACCUACCUACGAACAAGCCGCAGCCGACGCCACCCCACCCUACUGGGAAACCACAAUCCUUGCCCCCGGCAUGUCCUCGGACGAAGUCUACGUCGAAGGCCUCCCCGUCGGCUCCCUCUUCUCCUUCCUCUGGAACGGCAUGAUCUCCUUCUCCUUCCAGCUCGUCGGCUUCCUCCUCACAUACCUCCUGCACACCACUCACGCCGCCAAAAAUGGUAGCCGCGCGGGAUUGGGCCUCACGUUGGUGCAAUAUGGGUUCUACAUGCGCUCGAAUCCAGACUCGAAUCAGGGGAAUCCGGGGCAGUUUGCGAAUGGGAGCCCGCCCGAUCCGAACAGUCAUAGUUUUGACCCGAAUAACGUUGACAACACCGGACCUGGAAGUGGUCCCGACACGGACCUAUCGGGCGGCGGCCUUACUGGAGUCGACUGGGUUUCCUAUGUUCUUAUGAUUGUUGGAUGGUUCAUUCUAAUCCGCGCCGUAUCCGACUUCCUGCGAGCACGCAAGGCCGAACAGCUGAUCAGUUCGAGCCCGAGCAGAGGCCUCCCCGUGCCAGUCGUAGCAGAGGGCGAGUCGCCGGAGCGGGCUGCUUAG
Molecule: messenger RNA, 1047 nt
Organism: Cyphellophora attinorum
Lineage: Eukaryota; Fungi; Ascomycota; Eurotiomycetes; Chaetothyriales; Cyphellophoraceae
Product: Metal homeostatis protein BSD2
Exons: 3
Coding region: 1-1047 (348 amino acids)
Biological process (GO): metal ion transport; ubiquitin-dependent protein catabolic process; vacuolar transport
Cellular component (GO): Golgi apparatus; endoplasmic reticulum; perinuclear region of cytoplasm
Source: RefSeq, a predicted model, not a curated record